AGAUGUCCUGCUGUUCCCUGGCUGCCGGAUCUUGUCGCAACGUGUGCUCCAAUAUCUCUUUGGUGGUGUUGGGUGCAGAGGCAGAGGCAAGGGAGAACGCGACUCGAAGCCUGCUGGAGUUCUGUUCCAUCGAGCUGACGGAGUUCUGGGGCUGCGUUAACUCGACUUUGAACGAGGUGAAGAAACAUGGAAAUUGGACGGGAAGGGGUUGCUGUUACCUCGCGCAGAAUCCUCUAUGUCGGUCCACGUGCGCCCUAGCAGGAUCCAGAAGACAAUUGAACGAGUCCUGUCGACCAAGCGACGAGCCUGAAUUUUUUUCUUGCUUGGAAAGGCGAGAAGAAGCGGAGCAUUGCUGCAGCAAUGUCUCGAACGAUACCUGCAGGACCAUUUGUCAAGAGUUAUUCUACAAGCCCGGGAAACUUUCCAACUUGAAAUUGUACAGUAGCAAAGGAUGCUUUCUUCAAGACCCAAAGUGUUUGAAGAACGUGGCUGAAGUGAAACACGCCGAAGAUCCGAAACAACAUCUACAUUGUUGCAACGAGGCUACCACUCCAGAGUGUCUGGAAACCUGCAAAAAAGUGCUGCACACCGCGACGACGGAGCAAGAGAUCAUGGACGCGUUGACAGAAAAAUGCAGGCCAGUUUUGCCACAAACGCCGUUCUGGAGCUGUUUAAUGAAGUCCGGCUCGUCCAAGCCAGCUCGUCUGCCACUAGAUGCGGGCAAAUUGUCGUGCUGCACCAAAGCGACCAAACCAUCGUGCCAGAAUCUAUGCAGGAGAGCGUUUCAAGCGGACUGGGAAUCCGCGUGGCUUCAGCUCGAUGCAGAAUGUUUGUCCUCGAGCUUGGAAGGAGAGCUGAGAAGGUGUCUGGAGGAUGCUGAUGACCCUUGCGAAAUGGGAUGUUCAGGGCUGUCCUAUUGCGCUCGAUUCAACGACAGGUCAACGACGCUAUUUAGGAGCUGUUCAGCGGCAGCUGACGAGGCGGCGAAAUGGGAAGCGGAUCACUGGUCCAGAGGAGGAAUCGUUCGAGGUUUAGGUGUUCCAGUUAGAGCUGCUGCGUCUUGCCCGCCGGAAACUCUCAGGGCUGCGGCGUGUCUGUUGCAACUGAGACCUUGCGAAACUAGGAUCCACGAGACCAGAUUGUGCAGAGAGGAUUGUCUAGAAUUGAUGGCUAGUUGCGUAGACUGGUCUGCCAUCACUGGUCCCCAUACAGCAGCUACUUUGUGCGCCAAACUAUCUUUAGCUAGAUCCGACGCACCUUGCGUCUCUCUCAAACCGUUUUUAGAGGAUCCACAGGAUAACGAGUCUGUGGUGAGACUGGAAGAGGACAUUAUGACACCUUGCAAGAGUAAUCCUUGCACACAGGGUGAGAUCUGCGAGUUGAUCAAUUACGGAAGGCAGGUGUAUCGCUGUGUACCUGGUUGUUCUCUCGGAGAAAUGUCCAAGCAAUUGGUACCGGUUAGAUCUUGGGUGCAGAUCCCAAGGUUCGAUCAACAGGGCUGUCAGAAGAUCUGCCAGUGUACGUUGCACGGUCUAGAAAAAUGUAGACCACUGAACUGUUUCAAAUUCAAUUCCAACUUCUACCUCGAAUGCAAUCCCUGUCACUGUUUCGAGGGAGAGUUCACGUGUUCUAAGAAGAGCUGCGGGGAAACCAGAAUUCCAUCGUUACCCUGCGAUUGUCCACCUCAUUAUGUGCCGGUCUGCGGGAGAUUAGGCUUCACGUUUGCAUCAGGUUGCCUUGCAAAAUGCGCAAAGAUGUCUGCGAACGAAGUAGAAUUCGGUAGCUGUUCCUCACGAGAUCCGUGCGCGCCGAAUCCUUGCGACAGUAUGGAAAAAUGCAUCAGGAGGACCAGAAUCUGUCUAUCCGGUCUUCAUAAACCUUGUCGUCAAUACGAGUGCGUUCCUCUCGAUUGCGAUCCUCGAGACGAAACUGGUCCAGUUUGCGACCGAGAAAAUCGUCAGCACCGUUCUAUAUGCGCGAUGAUUCGAGCUGGAGGUACUUUAGGGUACAGAGGACGAUGUCUGGAAGGAUGUACCUUGCGUGGUCCCGUUUGCGGUAUCAACGGAGAGGUAUACGGGAACGAAUGCGUUGCUUGGGCAGAGAGGACAGUGGUGGACUACUUUGGACCCUGUGUCGCCGUCGGAUUGAUCGGAGAUCAAGCUAAACCUCGUUGCGAGGAUUUGGUACAGUGUCCUCGAUUAAUCGAGCCAUACUGCGUCGGAGUUACACCGCCUGGUGCUUGUUGUCCUGUCUGCGGUGGAGCAGCGAAGCUUUUUUACUCCAAAAAACAGUUGGAUAGGAUAUACCACACGAUGGACAAGGAUACGGAUAAAGAUUCGGUCACGCUGGAGACUCUAUUGUCUGCUCUAGGGAGACAGAUUCAGGUUGCACAAUGUGUUCUUCGCGGAAUGAUGACUCCGGAUCGUGAUACGUUCAUUAUUAUUCAGCCUAGCUCGAGGAGACCCUCGACUUUGCAAAUGAGGGCUUGCGUGGCCGAGACUGAGAAGCUAGUUACCAGAAUUUUGGAAAGGAGCCCCAGGAUCGCGGCGGAGGUGCCUUUAGGCGCGCUCACCAGAGCGGAGAUUGCUCAUAGUUACAUAUCAAGUGCCAUGGCCAUUGGGGGAUGCGUUACGCAGAUCAUUUUUGGAGUUCUUCUUUACAUCGUAGUAUCGUAAGAAUCAUAAGAGAGAGAGAGAGAGAGAGA
Molecule: messenger RNA, 2704 nt
Organism: Habropoda laboriosa
Lineage: Eukaryota; Metazoa; Arthropoda; Insecta; Hymenoptera; Apidae
Gene: Reck
Product: reversion-inducing cysteine-rich protein with Kazal motifs
Exons: 7
Coding region: 3-2675 (890 amino acids)
Biological process (GO): extracellular matrix organization
Cellular component (GO): plasma membrane
Molecular function (GO): metalloendopeptidase inhibitor activity; protein binding
Source: RefSeq, a predicted model, not a curated record